GGUGCUGCAGUUUGAAUUUACAGCCCGGACAGUGAGAGUGGGAGAAAACGGAACCCUAUUUACCCCUAAGACAAGCAACUCAACUUUUCAGGCAAGAAGAAAAAGCAAGAGGGAGAAUCUCCUCUUCUAUAAAAAAAUAGCUUGCUUUGUUAUUAUAUAUAUUUAUAACUAAAGUUACUGGAAGAUGGUUUCUGCAGUUUUGGAGGUGUUUGGCUUGGGACUGUGCGUCAUUGGCUGGCUGCUGGUUAUGAUGGCCUGCGGGCUACCCAUGUGGAAAGUGACUGCCUAUAUUGACGCCAAUAUUGUGCUGGCCCAGACGGUCUGGGACGGUCUGUGGAUGACCUGCGUGGUCCAGAGCACGGGGCAGAUGCAGUGCAAGACGCACGAUUCCAUGCUGUCCCUCACCCAGGACCUGCAGGCAGCCCGCGCCCUCACCAUCAUCUCCUCAGUGCUCGGAGUCUUCGGGCUGCUGGUGACGAUCGCCGGGGCGCAGUGCACCAACUGCAUCCAAGGCGAAGGGUCCAAGGUGAGAAUCGUCAACGCGGGAGGAGUGAUCUUCAUCAUCAGUGGCUUUUUACUCUUGAUACCUCUCUGUUGGAUGGCCCACAGAAUCAUCGUGGAUUUCUACGACCCUAAAAUCCCCGCUCCGAUGAAGCGAGAGAUGGGAGCCGCUCUGUACAUCGGCUGGGCAGCGACUGCGCUUCUGUUCGUCGGUGGCGGAAUGCUUUGUUGCUCUUGUCCCCAAAAAGGGGCCAGUUCUUAUGCGGUCAAAUAUGCGCCCCCAAUAAGAGCGGCUCAGAACGUGGAAUAUGAUAAAAAAAAUUACGUUUAAUUUUUUAAUUUGAAUUUUUGGAAUCGCCCCGUGGCGUCUGCACGGUCUCAACCACCUACUGGGCUUGAAGAAUCUUCCAGCUGUCUCUACCUGUUUUCAACAUAGAAUACACUUGACGAAGUUAAGAUUUGUACAACGGAAAAAAAAAAAAAAAAACAAUAAAAAA
This is a messenger RNA of Polyodon spathula (Mississippi paddlefish), 998 nucleotides long. Its product is annotated as claudin-4-like. The transcript has a single exon. The coding region runs from base 185 to 832 and encodes 215 amino acids. The record is from RefSeq and is a predicted model, not a curated record. Gene Ontology annotation, molecular function: structural molecule activity. Gene Ontology annotation, cellular component: plasma membrane; bicellular tight junction. Lineage: Eukaryota; Metazoa; Chordata; Actinopteri; Acipenseriformes; Polyodontidae. Gene Ontology annotation, biological process: bicellular tight junction assembly; cell adhesion.